CAACUAUGCUCAUUUACAUUAGCAGCCAUCCAGUAGCGUACGCAGGGGGGGGGGCAGGGGGAGCGGCCGCUCCCCCUCUGGCCAUUUUCAUCAAAGUGGCGCCUUUUUGGAAACUUUUUAAACGCAAAGAUUUAAACAAUGAUAUUCGUUAAAAAAAUAUUUUUGGUCGGCACAUCUAUUAACCAUGGAAGAUAACCAGAGUAACAGUAAUGAUGAAGAGUCUGACCAAAUGGAAGAAAUUAUUACAGUUCGACCAAUACCAACACCUAGACUACAAGCAUUCCAGAAUCAGCACUAUAUAUUAGGAGACUGGACAAAACAAAGCCAUGAUGGCAUACUCUUCAAAACAAAAGAAAAUGGGCCAGAACUAUCACCACAGUCUUUAUUUCCCCCAAUAAUUCCUCUUAAUGUUGGUGGACAUCUCUACAUGACCAGACUUUCAACACUACUCAAAUUUCCUGAUUCUAUGCUCGCUGCCAUGUUUAGCGGGCGUCAUAAAAUAGAUAAAGAUAAAGAUGGAAAUUUUUUCCUGGACAGCAACGGUAUUGUGUUUGAGUAUAUCUUAGAAUACCUCCGCUAUGGGACAUUGCCACCUAAUGAUAAAAUGACAUACCUAAUAUUUCGAGAUGCUAAUUAUUAUGGAUUGCAUGACUUGGUUGAGAAGCUGCAACUUAAACCCGAGAUUGCAUCCCUUGCAGUGAAACAGGCACAAAGAGCACAGUUUCCAGAGUAUGAAAUUGUAAAAGAACAAGUAAUUAAAGCAGCCAUGAGCCGUGCCUCCAUUGCUCGCAUGGGUGAUGUAUAUAUUUAUGCAUUUCGUAAAGAACUCAAGUCUAAAUUCUCUGCAUUAAAUCAAAAACAUGGAUGCAUAGUAGAAACAGCUCAUGUGACUGUUGGGCCAUGGGAAGCACCUGCUGAUGAGGACACUUUAAUCCGAUGUCUGGAGAACGACUUGAUAGAAGAAGGCUACAACUUGAGGCCUCAUGAAGGAAAGAAAAAAUGUAAAUAUUUUGGCCAAAGCUGUCACAAAUUUAUUUUUAAAGUGUCCAUUAUCUUUGAUUGACACAGGUGAAUUUGGUUGUUGUGAUUGUUACUAUUUUAAGUAUUUAUAGACAUGAUCAUCAACAAUCAAUAAUAUCAAUAUCAAGUUUUAAGAAGUUUUAAGCCAUGCCUUGUAGAUUUUAUAACCAGCUAAGCAUUUUAAAAACCAAAUAAUUUUACAGUGGGAUUAGAAAAGCAAUAGUAUUUCAUUUAGAUUGUAAGUAAUACUCCGUAAUAGUUUCAAUUUUGAUGACUGUUUCACUUUCCAACCAGUUUCCUUUAAAUUAUUUAAUUGAUGAAGUAUUGAACCAUUUAUGUUGUUUUGGUUGCAUGAAAAGGAAAUGUGUUACCAUUAUUAUUACUUGUAUGAUCUUUUUACUUCUGUACCUAUGAAAAUUAAUUUUGCCUGUGAUCUCAUUUUAUGAUCUUUGUUAAUGUUAGUGUUUUUCAUUAUACAAAAGGGCACCAAUGUAAAUUUCAGCCACCCCGAUAUUCAUGUUUCUAGCCAUAUCUAUGAAAUUGUGAGUAGUUUCAAUUAAAAAGUGGAUAUUAUAUUUGGUGUGUACAAUUACAAUCGCUGUUUCACUGACUGUGUGAUUUAUUUAAAUGUUUUCAAAAUAAAAGUACCAAGUCACUUCAAGUUGAAAUAAAAUGUC
This is a messenger RNA of Physella acuta, 1697 nucleotides long. Its product is annotated as BTB/POZ domain-containing protein KCTD7. The record is from RefSeq and is a predicted model, not a curated record. Gene Ontology annotation, biological process: protein homooligomerization. NCBI's taxonomy places the organism in Eukaryota, Metazoa, Mollusca, Gastropoda, Physidae.